UAUUUUAAUUUAAGAACUUAUCCUAUCUUAAAUGGAGUAUUCAAGUGACUCGGACAGUUCCAACUCAGACAACUCCACCACUACCACUUACUGGACAAGCUCAAGCGAGGACUCUAGCGACAGUUUUUCGUUCAGUUCCAGUUCUUCGUCGAACUCAAGUUUUUCGUCGAGCUCAAGUUCUUCGUCGACCUCAAGUUCUUCGUCGACCUCAAGUUCUUCGUCGACCUCAAGUUCUUUUACGACUUCAAGUUCUUCGUCCGACUCCGAUUCUUCGGCAAGUUCUUCGUUAAUACUCGAUAUUGUUCGCCUCAGUACCCCGUUCGACUUUAGUUCUCUGUCGAGGUACUCUAAUCCCACCGUCAAUGAUCCGGCCUCAAGACCUUUGCCGGAAAACAAUUUCUGGUCCAAUUUAAAUUCUUCGCCUAGAUCCAGUCCAAUCAGAGUCGAAGCUUCCCAGCGCUCAACUACAACGGCCAAACGUGCUCUUAAUGGACCAAAUACCAAUAAUUCGGUAGAAAACAAACGGGCCAAGCCCGAUGUGAGGGAUACCGAGCCCUACAAGUGCCCGGUGUGCCUUGAAGAUGUCCGUUAUAGAGAACCGGUGUCCAUCUCUUGUGGGCAUGUAUUCUGUAAAGCCUGCAUGCUUCUCUGCCAUCGCUCAACAAAGAAUUGCCCGAUAUGCCGAGCUGAAUUCAACGAAUAUCAUCAAAUUUUCAUGUAAAAUUUUAUAGGACUUUCAUGUAUCUUUGUAUGCAUAUUCGUAUUUUAUACUUUAUUAAUAAGUACUUCAAAAACUGCCAGCGUAUUGUAAGCUGAGCUACUAAAUGUAUAACACCUGGAGAAACUGUUGCUCUAUCAACAAUAUAAAAUAAAAGGAACUUAUCCUAA
This is a messenger RNA of Drosophila eugracilis, 888 nucleotides long. It is a transcript of the gene elfless, whose product is annotated as cell wall integrity and stress response component 1. Lineage: Eukaryota; Metazoa; Arthropoda; Insecta; Diptera; Drosophilidae. The record is from RefSeq and is a predicted model, not a curated record. The transcript is spliced from 2 exons. The coding region runs from base 32 to 721 and encodes 229 amino acids.